Molecule: messenger RNA, 1998 nt
Organism: Brachypodium distachyon (stiff brome)
Lineage: Eukaryota; Viridiplantae; Streptophyta; Magnoliopsida; Poales; Poaceae
Product: putative vacuolar cation/proton exchanger 4
Exons: 14
Coding region: 198-1604 (468 amino acids)
Biological process (GO): intracellular calcium ion homeostasis; calcium ion transmembrane transport
Cellular component (GO): plant-type vacuole membrane
Molecular function (GO): calcium:proton antiporter activity
Source: RefSeq, a predicted model, not a curated record
GUCUCUAUACUCUCUACAUACUCUCUGACUCUUCCAAACCACGACCUAAACAAAACCAGAAAGGAGGUGGAUUUGCAUUGCAGGAGACGAGGUGCCGCACCCGUCUCUAACCUAACCAUGCAUGCAUCUCGUUCUUCUCCUCCUCAAUUCCCCGUGGAUGAUGAGCGAUGACUUAAUUAGGAUCAGGUUUAGGAGAUAUGCAUAUUUCCAGAGAUCAAGGGGCGAUGACGUCGACGGCGGCGGCGGCGGGCUCCGACGCCCGGCGGCUCUUGCCCGGCCGCCAGAACUCCCAUCAGAUGGAUAGGAUUAACGGGAAGAGCCAGAAGUCGGCCACUCAAGUCCCUCCAUUCGCUGGUGGAGCAGAGGAUUUCGAGGAGGCCGAGACGCUUAUCGCCCCGGAAGCAAUGUCUCAAAGACUCGGCCUUGAAAGAAACGCAGGCUUUGUGAGUUUGGGUUUCUUUCAUAGCGUGAAGAUUGUGCUGCUCAAGUCGAAGCUCAACGUAUUGAUACCGUGUGGUUUUUUGGCGAUUCUUGUCAACUAUCUGACCGGAAAUCAUGGUUGGGUAUUCCCUCUGACCCUGUUGGGCAUUAUUCCCUUGGCAGAGCGAUUGGGUUUUGCCACAGAGCAGUUGGCGUUCUUCACUGGCCCAACAGUUGGGGGCCUUCUGAGUGCUACAUUUGGCAACGCAACCGAGUUGAUUAUAUCGAUCCAUGCCCUAAGGAUUGGAAAGUUACGAGUUGUUCAGCAAUCUCUUCUAGGCUCCAUCUUAUCAAACUUGCUUCUGGUUCUUGGUUGCGCAUUCUUCAGUGGCGGGGUCACUUGCGGCAAAAGGGAGCAGAACUUCCGCAAGUCAGAUGCAGUAGUGAGCUCCGGGCUGCUUUUGAUGGCGGUAUUAGGGUUGCUGCCUCCUACAGUACUGCAUUACACUCAUUCAGAAGUCCACUCUGGCAAGUCUGGACUAGCCUUGUCAAGGUUCAGCAGCUGCAUCAUGCUUGUUGCUUAUGCCUGUUACAUUUACUUUGAACUGUCAAGCAGUCGCCAUCGCGAGGAAUCUAAUGAAGGAAGAGUUGAUAAUGUUGUGAAUGACAAUGAUGGUGAAGCUCCUGAGAUUUCCAAAUGGGAAGCCAUUGCCUGGCUUGCAAUUUUGACUACUUGGAUCUCAGUACUCUCUGACUACUUAGUUGACGCAAUCGAUGGGGCUUCCAAGGCUUGGAACAUACCAGUUGCAUUCAUCAGUGUUAUUUUGCUUCCAAUUGUGGGGAAUGCUGCAGAGCAUACUAGUGCUGUCAUGUUUGCAAUGAAAGACAAAUUAGACCUUUCCCUCGGAGUUGCAAUCGGGUCAUCAACACAGAUGUCCAUGUUUGGGAUACCAUUUUGUGUAGUGAUAGGAUGGAUGAUGGGUCAGCCAAUGGACUUGAACUUCCAUCUCUUCGAGACCGCAAGCCUCUUAAUGACGGUAUUGGUUGUCGCAUUUUUGCUGCAGGAUGGGACUUCAAAUUGCUUAAAAGGGUUGAUGCUGUUUCUUUGCUAUCUGAUAGUGGCUGCCAGUUUCUAUGUACAUUCUGAUCAGGAUCCUGAUGGUAAUCAGCCUCCUGAAAACUAGGAGUAUCUGGACGAUCCCAUGAUUGUAAAGAACAUUUCUACCAUGUGGCAACAUUGGCAGUCAGGAAAGGAACUACUUGUGUAUCUAAUACUGAAUUAUCAGUGUUUCUGACAGUUAGAGGACUUUCGAAAGCCGCACACCCAUUUUUGUAGAUACGCGGAAUCCCAGUGAAAGAAUUUAAGUUGUCUGGGCAGAAGGUUCAUUGAUAUAACGACAGCAGAGAAUAGCAGAAAGUAGAAACAACCUUAUAAUGUCGGUAUGAAUUUCUGUAAUUAUGAUAAUCUUAUUUGCAGUUAGUACAAUGCGAUCUUGGGACUGGGUUCCAUUGUCAAAAACAAAACGGAACAUUGGACUCUUUUUUAAUGCAUUAUAGGCAGUACUCUCUUGUGUUUCU